AUGUCUGGCAGUUUCUAUUUCGUGAUUGUGGGUCAUCAUGAUAAUCCAGUGUUUGAGAUGGAAUUUCUUCCACCAGGAAAAACAGAAUCUAAGGUAUCUGCCUUUUAAAAUCUUUGUUAUUGUGUUGUUUUGUUGCAUCUUCUCUAUCCUUACUCUAAAUAGGGGGGGUUAGAGGGGGAAGAAUCACCAGGUCAUCUAUGUUUCUAUUCACACUUAAAGGGACACUAUAGUCACCAGAACAACUACAGCUUAAUGUAGUUGUUCUGGUGAGUAUAAUAAUUUCCUUCAGGCAUUUUUAUGUCAACACUGCCUUUUGCGUGGCCCCGCCCCCUUGCCGAUUGAAUUGGCUAAAAAUCAGCAAUUAUGAUGUCACCAAGGGGGCGGAGCUAGCACUGGUGGACCUGCGCGGGGCUGGAAAUAAGGUGAGUUUUAAUUGCUUUUAAGAGGGCUAAGGAGGGACAAGCCACCUAAAGGGUCAGGAAUACAUGUUUGUGGUCCUGAUCCUAUAGUGUUCCUUUAAGUGACUAACCCUGUUUGUAUUGCUUUUGGAAUUAAGACUUCACAUUGAUAAUAUUGAUAAAGUGUGGAGAGAGAGAAGCGCCGUUCCGAUCAGCAUACCACAAGAAUCCUGUGAAUAUAAAGCAAUCCCACUAACUCUGGUACAGCUAGUAUACCCUUGUCGCCACAAAACGACUCGAGGCUGCGAUUUGAGGGUCAAAACGAACUGGGUUUAAUAGCACACAGGCAUCGCUAUUUAUGCAAAACCCCAGGUCCAGGGACAGCCCCCUCUGGACCUGAUGGGAUACAGGGACAAUACAAACAGUUGACCAAUUGCAUUACAGUGUAUCAUUUGAAAUGGUCACCGCCCAGCUUGGAGAUAAUGACUCUAACAGUUAUGACAAUUUAAUUAUCUCCAAGCGCCCAAAUUCCCACGUUUUAUUGUAACAUAUAAAACAGUAUAAAAAUAUAUAACUAUAACAUUUUAAUAGACACAUCUUGCAUUCCACCAUUCGUUAGGUAGCCCCGAUCUGAGCGCAGCAGAUAGGCGAAUAGCGCUCAGAUCUCACAAACGGUGUAGCCAGUUUCUUCAAUACAAAGUCCGUUUGUGCCUUUUAGUCCCGAACACGAGAUGGUGGCCAUGUUUUCAGGUUGGUGAAUAGAGAGCGGGACCUGGACCUAAAACCCAUGGAGUAAGUAGCAGCUGAACAGUUGCGCGAACACCGUUCAGAGGAUGGUUGUCUCAGCCCUUCGUGAGCCGAACAAAGACGACCAUGAAGGUGGAUACUUAACUUGCGGUUAACCGCAGACCCAACGUUCUAAUUGGGGCCACACACCAGGAUGCUGGAGUCUUUCGUGAGUUUCAGUUCGGUGAAUUAUUACACAAACAAGGCCACCCUGAGACAGUCAAUUAAGCUUGCGGUUAACCGCAGACCGCAGCUUCCCAGUGGUCAAUUAGAAGCAAGCACACUCCGCUCGUAGGGUGGUCGGUCGUUCGGUUGUUUUUAAAGGUGAAAAAGGUUAAGUGGCAGCACACGCCAAGGGCUGGGUCGUCCGUCGUUCGUAUGCACGAAUACAUAGUCCACACUGUACGUGAAAUGAGUUUUAUACAGUAUAACUACCGAAACAGGGUAUACGGUGAAAUAAACAGGGUAAUCCCGUAACUAUCUGUAGAGUGCCCAUAACAAUACCUUACAUCAGGGUUCAACAAAUCGCAGAUCACAAUAGCGAAUAGGAAUUUUGCCCUGGUGCCUGGGUUUUUGGCUGGCUGAGGGAGAAUGGAGGUUGGUGGCGAGGGAGCUGUAAUCUUCCUGUUCUGCUCCCUCGCACUUCUUGUUGUAAAGCCAGGAGCCUGGAUAUGACAUCACACCGGUAUCACUAAACGGUGCGCAAGGGAGCACAGCUAGAAGAGCUUGAAGAUUACAGGCUCCAUAACACCGUGGUCAAAUCAUUCACUCCAGCCCUCCCAAAGGUAGGGAGACUGUGUGGACAUAAGUUAAAAUAAAACAAAUAAUAAUUUGUGAGUGUCCGGCCAUAGGAGAGCAUAUUGCGCAUGUAUGGCAACGCGCUGCAUCAAUCAGCAUUUCCUCAUAGAGAUCCAUUGAAUCCGUGCAUCUUUAUGGGUAACGUGCAGCACCUCUAUGCAUAGCGUGGAGGUGCUGAAUGUAGGUGCAUGCACUGGACUAGGAAGCACCUCUUGUAGCAGUGUUUAUUUGUGUCGUAAAAAUAAAACUUUGUUCAUUGAGAGAAGAAGAAAAAAACACUUCUAACUUUUUUACUUGGAUCCUAGGUUCAAAACAAGCCCUGCUUUACAUUCAUCAAGUAAAAUAAUCUAUUGAAAUUUAGCGUAUACACAGGAUGGUGUGGAUUGUUGGGAGUUGAAACUUAAUUGCAAAUUGUAGACCAAAGUAUUCAAACCGAAUAGCUGAUUUGUAGAAUAUUUCCAUCUUGGCUAUUUUUAUUUCACUACAAUUCACACUUUAUAUUUCAAUAUGUGUCACUCUGCACUGAUAUUCUCCUCGAUCACCUGCUGACUGUAGGUCACCACCAUCAUCUGGCAAGUUGCUGCCCAUUUUCCAAGUAUGUCUAUUUCCUUACAGCAUUCUGACCGCUGAUGGCUGUCAUGAGAAGAAUGGAGAAGUGGGAACAUAGCAGAUGCGUGCGAUAAUCCUUGGAGAUAACCUGGUCUCCAUAAGUUAUAUUGUUUGAAAACACGAUCUGUCCUUGUUUAAUAACAGGCAAAUAACGUGCAUAUACCAUUCUAUAUAGUUUUACAGUGAAUUGGUAUUGUGAAAAAUGUUAAAGGCCUUUGGAAAUCAUCAUAUAGGGUCCUCCAAGAAGGCAUUAUUUCUCCCUAAGACACUCUUUGCCAUUAUAGUAGAAUAAAGGGAAAAAAGGUCCAGGCACUCCUUGGUUUAAAAUAGGCACUUUAUUAGAACCACUUGCUGUGGUUCUAAUAAAGUGCCUAUUUUGAACCAAGGAGUGCCUGGACCUUAUUUCCCUUUAUUCUACUACAUUGGGAAUCUGGUGUUUGGUUCUGGUACAGCUAAAGCACCCUGGCUCAGAUUGAUGGGAGUGAGUGCAGUUCCCUACACACUCUAUAAGUCUUUGCCAUUAUGUGUUCAUUAUACUACUUAAUAAAUAUUUUUUUUGUCUCAAAAAUAAAAUAAAAAAAAUUGGAAAAACAAAUGGUGUCAACAUCCAUUACAUUGUAUCUUAAUAUAGUAGCAGAUCUCUAUUUCUUAUUUUAUGUGCCUUAUUUUCUCAUUUGUUAUAAGAAAAACUGGUGAUGUAAACAGUUUGCUUUUUAUGUUUUGUCCUUUAGGAUGACCAUCGCCACUUGAAUCAGUUUAUAGCUCAUGCUGCCCUUGACCUGGUAGAUGAGAAUAUGUGGCUUUCUAACAACAUGUACCUCAAGACUGUGGACAAAUUCAAUGAAUGGUUUGUCUCUGCGUUUGUAACUGCUGGUCAUAUCCUUUUUUAUUCUACAUAGGGUUAAUACCAUUUUUUUAAAUGACAUCAUCCACUGGUAAUCAAACUGUUCAUGCUGAAUGGCAUUAUGUCUGGUAUGCGGUAUCUUCUUACCUUUUAUUUGGAAAAACUGUGCAUUGUUACUAUCUAAGUAUUACACACUGUUAAUAAACUGAACUGAUAUUUAAGUGGAUAAUGCUGAUCCAAAGAACGAGGAAUUGGAGCCCUAAUCUCAAGCGAUGAGAAUGAAUUGCAUAUGUCUGAUUAAAGGGCACUAUAAGCACCAUGACAGAUUGUUCAAAUGGUUAUGGUGCAAAGAGUCUUUUGGUUUUCUCUCCACUAAUGAAAGAUUUGCUUCUCAAAUGCCGUUUGGCUAACAUGGAAUUAAACUUUCAUAUUAACCAGUCCAACUGUGGGUGGGAGUGGUAGACUAAACUAUUCUCAGUACUAAUGCCAUCCAGAGCUAUAGUGGCUAAUGUGGAAAUUCACUUCAACAUUAGCCAAGCAGAAGCAGACCAGAAAUCUUGUUUCAAACUAAAGAAACUGGGUGGACAGAACCCACAGAUUUGUGCCAAAAUCACUGCAAUGAUAUCUAGUGGUUUUUAGUGCUUAGAAUAGCCCAUUUUAACCAAAUCAUUGCAGACCGCCACUGCGCAGUGGAAGGGGUCCUUGAAGUGUGUUAAUGACCUUACAAUGUACAAAUAGCCUUAAGGAAACUAUAAGGUAAAUACACCCCUUAUUUUAUUAAUGCAUUUUGUAGGUCUAUGGUUCCCGGUCUUCAAAUUCAUUUUCCAAGGCUUAUUAUUUUCUUAUCUUUUCCCUUCUGCAGUAGAAGCAUACUUCUAGACAAAUAACAGUAGACCAUAUUGUGAUUGUUUAGUGAACCUUCUAUUACUGAGCAGCCUCCCUAGUGCCUGGUUGUACAUACACAUCCACAGGGAGAUGUCCAUGUAUCAUGCAGAGUUUGUUACUCCACAUCCUGUUUACACGUUAUAAGAUCUACUCUUCCUGUUUCUCUGUGUUCAUUUUUCUUUCCAUUGAUGUCAGUGAAAUAUUGUUGCAACGUGCAGUUUCCUUAACAUUUCUACAUAUGAGAUUUAUCAUGCUCCAUGAUGUGCGCCAAGAAGAUGGUAUUAAAAAUUUCUUUAAUGAGGCAUAUGAUUUAUACAUCAAGGUAAGCUAUAAUAAUGUAGGCUAUGUAACAGACUGUAUUUAGAGCUUUAAUGUUACUUGAUAUCUAUAAUGUUAAUUUCUGAAUUCUAAUUGCCUCUCAUUUAAUAUGCGUGUUAUUCACUUUGGUUGGCAAUGGAAAUUGUCAUUCAGGUAUCCAAAUAAGUUAAUUCGAUUAGACCUGAAAAUGCAAAUACAGUUUAGAACAAUUAUUUUGAAUUUUCUUUAAAAAAAUAUAUAAAUUGUAAUGUCUGAUUUUCUUGCAAAUUAUGUUUGUAUAUUUAUCAUACACUGAAAUAACAUUGCAAUUCUGGGUUUGGCUAUUUAAAAAGCAGAUUCUGAUAUUCUUGCUUAUCUUGUGGGAUGAUCAAGUUUGGGAAACUGCCCCCCAUGAACUCGCCCGUGCAGCAGCCUCUUUGAUGUGCUACUCUGGUCAAGAUUAAAUUGGUACACUUAGCAUUUACACUAUUCAUGCAAGACCCCCUGUACCCCAUAUUAAUAAAUAACCUUCCCUCCACGGUGUCACAUUUUCAUAUACUGCUCCUAGCACCUGAUGCUAUAGGAACACUUCAAGCAACCUGCUGUAGUGGUUAUGGAGCUAGAAGUACUCUCUCAGAGUAAGUUGUUGAAGUGUUUAAGAACGGUUUAACAACUUACCUGGGUUUUCUUAGGCACCCACAAACAUAUGCCUAGUUCUAGACUCUCCUGUUAGGAUAAUCUAGGUAGCUCCACCUUACUCUAUAGAACCACACAAUGUCGAAUAGUUCCAUUUGAGCUUGGCCUAACUUAGGCAAGACAAACAGCUUCAAUAGCAGGAGAAAGGAGUGCCCUGGCAUCAGGGAACCCAGGUAAAUUGUCAAAACUAUCUUAAACAAUUUGACAAAUGACUGCAAUGACGCUAGGACACUUCCUGCACCAUAACCAUUACUGUGGGCUGUAGUGGUUAGGCUGCUUGGAGUGUUCCUUUUUAACAUUUGUGUUUAAUAUGAUCAAAGUUUAUUUGGAGAACAAUAAAACUCAGUUAUAACAUAUUGAAGUUCUGCAUUAUUCACAGAAAUUGUGUAUCAUUGCAAAAUCUAUUGUUCUUAAAAGGACACUAUAGUCACCAGUGCAACUACAUGUAUUCCUGACCCUAUAGUGUUAACACGACCAUCUAGCCCACCUGGGCCCCUCAUGCCUCCAUAAAUAUAGUAAAAACCUUACUGUAUUCAAGCCAGAAGCUGUAAAUCUGCAUGCUAUUAGACUCAGGAAAAACAAGCAGUCUGCUGACAUGUGAUAGCCUGAUCCAAUCACAGGGCUUCCCCAUAGGAUUGGCUGUGACUGACAAGGAGGCAGAUCAGGGGCAGAGCCAGCAUGAUUCAAACACAGCCCUGGCCAAUCAGCGUCUCCUCAUAGAGAUGAAUUGAAUCAAUGAAUCUCUAUGAGGAAAGUUCAGUAUCUGCAUGCAGUGGGAGGAGACACUAAAUCACAGGAUGCUCGUGCACAGCAGAUCUGAGUGGAUGGAGGCAUAUUAUGCCUCCAUUAACUCAGAAGUCCCUCUGGUUCACUAUGAGUGACUGCAACUGGAGGUGUUCCUAGCUUUCAAUGUAACCACAGUAUUUUCUCAGAAAAUAGUGUUUACAUGAGAGGCUACAGGGAGCUAUAGUUCUCACCUGAACAACCUCAUUAAGCUGAAGUUGUUCAGGUGACUAUAGUGUCCUUUUAAAGGAGAUCAGUCACUUCAAUUAAAUUACAUCAUUGAGUAAAACAGGGCUCAGCAUUUUCCCACUUCAAAAUUUAGCCCAUUAUUUUGUUUUCCUCCUACCCAUGUUCAGUGACCGGAAAGUGUUAAGCUUUAUGAUAAUGCUUGACCAGGAGCAAAGAUGAAAGGACUUAGUUCAAGGUUAGAGCUAAAUAAAGCUAUGAAGAUUUAAACAUUUAACUUUAGGUUAGACCUCACAAAACACAUUUGUUAAAUAUAGGGCAUGAGUAAAUAUGACUGUUCACCUUUAAUAAAUAAUUGCUGAUUUGUUAUAUUACACUGGCAGGGUCAUUCACUAUAGUGAGAAUUCAAAGUGAAUUUCAAAUGUAAGGUCAAAAUAACUGAAAAGCAAAAUUCUCUAAAUAGGCUUUCAGUUCAACUUCGUUGGCCUAAAAUUUAAAAUUCAGUUUGAAGGCUUAUUCACUAAAGUUAGAAUUCAAAGUGAAUUUAAAAUGCAAGGUUAAAAAGUAGCCUUAUGGAAACAUUAUCCAAGUCAUCUAUGCUUCGAGUGAAGCUACUUUUGGUCUUAAACCUGAAAGUUACUUAGAUUUUUGACUUUAAUUAAUAAUCAUGUACAUUUCUUAUUUAUGUGACAGUAAAGGAUAAACUAGUUUUUGGGUUUUUUCCACCAGUUUGCCAUGAAUCCAUUCUAUGAAACCAACUCUCCAAUAAGGUCUACUGCCUUUGAUCGGAAGAUACAAUUUCUUGGCAAGAAGCAUCUGCUCAGCUGA
Messenger RNA from Pelobates cultripes (western spadefoot toad), 7110 nucleotides. The record is from the annotation of a GenBank genome assembly. NCBI's taxonomy places the organism in Eukaryota, Metazoa, Chordata, Amphibia, Anura, Pelobatidae.